CUCCAGAUUCUCCCCGGAUUUUCCCCGACUCCACCUGGACCAAUCACCUCGCGAGAGACCGACAAUCUUCGAAACGUAAUCGUUCGUCAUGGGGCUCGACUUCUUGGCAGACGGAGGUGCCGAUUUCGAGCAUGCAAUCACCGUAACAGGAUUUGGGAAAUUUCAUUACACGCUGCUAACGAUAUGCGGCCUAAUUUACAUGGACACCGCUAUAGGAGUUACGAUACUAUCGUUCGUGCUACCAGCAGCGCAAUGCGACUUACAGAUGGAUUCUACCUCGAAAGGAUGGUUAACCGCCUCUCCGAUGCUAGGUAUGGUGGUUGGUUCUUAUAUAUGGGGAUGCCUGGCUGAUACGAAAGGGAGAAAGAUCGUGUUAAUAAUUACGUUAUUGAUGGACGGUAUCGUCGGUGUUAUUUCCUCGUUUGUCCAAUAUUUUUGGAUCUUCCUGAUCUUUCGAUUUUUCAACGGAUUCGCCGUUACGGGAGCUAUGGGCAUUUGUUUUCCGUAUUUAGGGGAGUUCCAGCCGACAAAGUAUCGCGAAAGAUGCCUUUGUUGGAUGGAAAUGUUCUGGACAGUCGGAGUGAUACUAUUACCGUUGAUCGCUUGGCUGAUCAUACCGAUGGAUUUUGUAUACGUGUCGGACGUGUUUUACUUCAAGUCAUGGAAUCUCUUCGUGGCGCUGUGCGCUUUGCCCUCGAUAAUGUUGGGUCUCUGGUUGUUCGCGUUUCCGGAAAGUCCGAAAUUUCUGCUGGAAUGCGGCGAAACCGAAGCCGCCCUCGAAGUCUUCAAAUGGAUCUACGCGCAAAACACCGGCGAAAGCCCAGACUCCUAUCCGGUAAAAAGUUUGCAAGAGAAGACCAAGGACAAAAGCACGAGGUCCUUGAAGCUGCACAAGCGAAAGGAUUUGAAGGUUCUGAUGAAGGAAGUACAGGACUUAACAGCUGCUCUCUGCAAGUCGCCUUACCUUCGUAACACGCUGUUAGCGUGCGGCAUUCAAUUCGGUCUUACGAGCAGUUAUUAUACUCUUAUGGUUUGGUUCCCCGAACUCUUCACCAGGUUCGAAGAAUUCGAGCACGCGAACCCUGGUAAAACGACGUCGGUCUGCAUAGUCUCGGCGCUUCCGGAUAACGCGGUCCUCGCCGAUCCUUACGGAUGCAACACCGUCAUCGCGCCUUCCGUUUAUUUGCACACCGUCUACAUCGGAUUGGCUUGCAUUCCUGGCUCCAUCAUUCUGCCGAUAUUCGUGCACAAGCUCGGUGCAAAAUUCUUUCUAAUCGGAUCACUGUUGGUUUCCGCCGGAGUAACCGUUGCGUUUUAUUACGUUGUCAAUGCAACUCAGAACCUCGUACUAUCUUGCGUCUUCGAGGCUCUCACGUCCCUCGGCAUCUCGCUGGUUUAUUGCGUAAUCGUCGACAUGUUCCCGACGAAUCUCAGAGUGAUGGCUGCGGCCCUGUCUCUUACUAUGGGUCGAUUGGGUGCACUGGUCGGUAAUUUGCUGUUCGGCUAUCUCAUUGACCUGGCCUGUGUCGUUCCUAUCGUUUUGUUCGCGGCAUUUUUAUUCCUAUGUGGACUUAUGUCGUUCCUGUUGCCAAAAACGGGAAAAGAUACUCUCGAUUAAUCGAGCAACGACACCUUUUUCCUUUCCUAAGGAGAAACGGUACACGAAACGCGUAUUGAUUUCUCACUUUUCGCUACAAUUAGUAUUGCAAAAAACGAACAAAAGAAUAUUUAAACGUUUAAAUUCGAAUUAACGCGCGAAAAUUUCUGUACGUCGCGUGUUGUAUAGAUACAUAUAGGGAAAAGAGUGCGAAAACGACGAUCCUUUUUAUUUCGAGUUACGUGUAAGUAAAUUCGUGUAAAUAUAUAUUAUUUAUUUUGCGAACCUAGCUUAGGCACCGUGUCCUUUCACUUUACAACGAUCGAAUAUUCUUACGAAUGAAAAAAAUACACGUCGAAACAAGGUUAACUAUCUUCGAAAGACGCGCUAAAAUUUAUUUAAAGUACUUGAUAAAACGAUCUUUUAUUUGCACGCGCGAUAAACAGCAAAUAUAACGUACAUCCGAUUACGUUUCUACAUUCGUUCGCGAAAAAAAGAAGAAACUGUAUUUUUCGACCUAUCAAAUAAAUACGAUUUAAGAA
Molecule: messenger RNA, 2139 nt
Organism: Megachile rotundata (alfalfa leafcutting bee)
Lineage: Eukaryota; Metazoa; Arthropoda; Insecta; Hymenoptera; Megachilidae
Product: synaptic vesicle glycoprotein 2B
Biological process (GO): transmembrane transport
Cellular component (GO): membrane
Molecular function (GO): transmembrane transporter activity
Source: RefSeq, a predicted model, not a curated record